AAUUGCCUAUCCUCUUUGUGGCGGCCAUAUUUACAGAAACAAGUAAACGAAGACAUGGCUCAAAGAACAUGUAUCCAAGCCAAAAUUAUUAAUAAAAAAAAAGUCUUGUCGUGUCAAGAGAUUGUUUUGAAAGCAAAGUAUUCUUUCGAAUAAUUAUCAUUUAUUUCAAUGGAUUACCUAAAACAAUAGGGUUUUCUUGUUAGAGUGAAAUAUUGUGAAUCUCAAAAUGCCACCAACGGUACAAACAAAUGAACCCGAUCGGGAAAAACGCCCGCAACGCACAGGCGAAAGAAGAUCGGAGCUAGUGACACGCGUUAAAUUCUGUAAUACGCUGCCAGACAUUCCUUUUGAUUUAAAGUUUAUUACAUAUCCGUUUCCCUCUACGAGAUUUAUUCAAUAUAAUCCAACCUCUUUGGAGAAGAAUUACCGCUAUGAAGUACUUACUGAACAUGAUUUAGGGGUGCACAUAGACCUGAUAAACCGGGAUAUAUACCAAGGUGAUGGUAAUGCUCAGUUGGACCCGGCUGAUGAAAAGUUACUUGAAGAUGACGUGCUUACUCCACAAGAUUCGAAAAGGUCCCGACAUCAUGCUAAAAAUGUAUCGUGGUUGCGUCGUUCGGAGUAUAUUUCUACUGAACAGACGAGGUUCCAGCCUCAGUCUAUGGAAAAGGUUGAAGCUAAAGUCGGUUACAAUGUCAAAAAGAUAUUCAGUGAGGAAACAUUGUAUAUGGAUCGUGAGAGUCAAAUUAAAGCCAUAGAGAAAACAUUUGAAGAUAAUAUAAAACCAAUUGAAAAACAUUACAGUAAACCUGGUGUGACACCGGUUGAAGUCAUGAAUGUGUUCCCCGAUUUUGAGAUGUGGAAAUAUCCAUGUGCUCAGGUCAUUUUUGACUCAGAUCCUGCACCAGCUGAUAAGAGUAUUGCGGGACAAAUUGAAGCUAUGUCCCAGGCUAUGAUUCGAGGUGUGAUGGAUGAGAGUGGUGAACAAUUUGUAGCCUACUGCUUGCCCACUGAAGAGACAAUACAGAAGCGUCGCCGCGACAUUGCAGCUGGUGUACCGUACAUGGAUGAAGACACAUAUGAAUACAAAAUGGCAAGAGAGUACAACUGGAAUGUUAAAAGUAAGGCUUCAAAGGGUUAUGAAGAGACUUAUUUCCUGGUGGUGCGCAACGGUGUGGUGUACUACAAUGAGCUCGAGACUCGCGUACGCCUAUCGAAGCGGCGCGCACGCGCGGUCGCCGCGGCGCAGACGCUCACGCGGCUGGUCGUCACGCACCGGCCGCUUAGUGCGCAGGAACAUCGCAUGUUGAGAUUUAGAGAGAAGCAGCUAGAGCCAGUACAGGAAGAAGACGAAGAAGAGGAGGAGGAGGAUGAUGAAGAAGAUAAACAAGAACAGAAUGGAGAAAAAGAGAGGUCACGAUCGCGAUCUAAAUCAGCUUCAAAAUCGCCACAAUCAAACCGAUCUAGAUCAGCUACUCGCGAGCAAUCCAGGUCCAAAUCCAGGAGCCGCUCGCGAUCACGGUCCCAAUCUAGGAAGAGCCGGUCUCGCUCUAGGUCUGCACAAUCCGGAUCGGCGAGGUCUGGAUCAGGUCGUUCUCGGUCCCGAUCCCGAUCCCAAUCGGGUUCGCGCGCGUCAUCUCGGGCUAGCUCCAAAAGCGCGAAAGCGUCCCGUGCUAGCUCCGCUAGUCGUGGUUCUAGAUCUAGAGCUAGUUCCAAAGGAAGUGACAAGGGUUCCAAAGCAAGUUCACGAGCGAGUUCCAGGGCAAGUUCUCGAGCGAGCAAGAGGUCUUCUCGUGCUUCUUCACGAGCGUCUUCGAAAGCCUCCGGGUCAAAGGCGUCUUCCCGGGCUAGUUCCAGACGGAACUCCGCGUCUGGUAGUGGCUCGGAACGUUCGAGGAGUCGAUCUCCGAGUGGCUCUAGAAAGGGUUCCCGCAGUGGUUCUGCGUCUAGUGCUUCUUCAAGGCGCAGUGGUUCAGAUUAGUUUUAAUUGCACUAUAUAUUAAUUAGUACGAUGUAAAGUGACUAGGUAAUGUUUUAAUAAAAGAAAUACAUUUGA
Molecule: messenger RNA, 2056 nt
Organism: Hyposmocoma kahamanoa
Lineage: Eukaryota; Metazoa; Arthropoda; Insecta; Lepidoptera; Cosmopterigidae
Gene: atms
Product: RNA polymerase II-associated factor 1 homolog
Exons: 10
Coding region: 227-1981 (584 amino acids)
Biological process (GO): transcription elongation by RNA polymerase II
Cellular component (GO): Cdc73/Paf1 complex
Molecular function (GO): RNA polymerase II complex binding; chromatin binding
Source: RefSeq, a predicted model, not a curated record